GCUAGGGAUACCGAAAGAAAACGGAUGUGACGGCGUGAGAAACUGUAGACUAGACUAGCUUGAGUGUUGGUUAUCGUGAGAAGAUGACGGAAGCUCUUCCGAUAGGCCGCAGCCGCUUCCACAGCGGCAGCACCAUGGGCGAACUCAAGACGGCUCCCCGCACCAAGGAUGGCAUCGAGGAGUCGCCGUGGACCGACCAUGACUGGUAAGCAACCCUCACCUCUCCCACGACCGCCAUCAGUCACCUCACCUGUGGCCCUUGUUGUUUGGCGCCUUUCAGGUACUGGAGCGCUCAGAAGCCCAACCGAAAGUAAGCUGCCCAGACCACACAGACGCCCAUCCGUCGCCCAUCCCUGCCCGUGUGUGUUCUGUGUCGGUUCCUCAGGGCGUCAUUGGAGUCGAUGGGCACGAUGACGACCGUGGCGGGUGCUUCGUCUGCGGAGCUGGACGUGGGUGACGCCUGCGAUGAGUGGGACAUCGACGACGUCCUCAGCCAGGACAGACGCACGCCCCUGUCCAUGGGGGCAUCCAGCUUCAGCUUCCUCCACAAAGACAGCGAGAUGGACCUGGUGCGCCAGACCGUACCUGAGGAAGAACAGGACCAGCCGGUCAGUGAGUGAAGUGACACCCAACACCCACACACACACCACCCUCACAACACACACACGCCCAUCCCCCAUCUGGUUUGUGUAUGUGUCGCCCUGCAGGUAUUUGACGAGAACGACCGUGAGAGCGAGUCGGAGAUGGACGCCGACCGCCAUCUGUUCGACCCGCAGGCCGCCAAGCCGGAGCCCAUCGCACCCCUCCAGUACGCCGACGACGACAUCGAGGCCUACGACCAGGCCGUCCUCAACCUCAUCCAGGCCAGACAGGGAAACCAGGGGCAGGCCGAGGCCUUCGACCAGGAGGUGGCCUACGGUAGUGGUGGUGGUGGUGGUGUUGGUGGGGCUGAGGUGCGUGAGGGGGCGCAUGUGUCGCUGGAUGAGCUGGAGAAACGACUGGCCAGAGGGUGAGCUCACACACACACACUAAGGAGGGGAGAGAGAGCAUUGAGAUGAUGGGUGUUCUGUGCGUUGUGUGUUGUGUUGUUGUCCGUUGAUUGUCAGUGUUGGUCCUGAGGCAGCUCACAAGAUCGCUGAGGGCCUCAAGGAGGAGCACCUCGACGUGGAACUGGACCACCUGCCCGAUGAUAAGUCCGUGAGAUCACAUCACACCACAUCACAUCACAUCACACCACACCACACCCACACUCCUCUCUGUCGCACAGGGACAUAGACGACUUCCGCACUGUGUUGUCAUUUGCCGUUGACGACAUCGAGGCCUUCGAUGACGCCCUCCGCAGAGCCGUCGCCACCACCCGCCAGGCCUUCCCGGAGGUCAACCAGGCCACACGCGACCUCCGUGAGCGUCUGGAUGAGGACGGCUACAAGUGGGUCGGCGGCAUGAGCGGCAAGUUGAAGGACACGCCACUCACUGACGAACCCAUUGGCGCACGACUCGCGUAAGGGAGGGAGCUGCAGGGAGAAUAAUACAACAACUCGUCCAUGUGCUUUUCUGCCUUGUUGCAGCCCCGAUUCACUGGUUGACGUUGAUGACUUCGAUGCGUACGACAGAGCCGUUAUCGAGCAGCUGACUAGUGGGCCGCCCCCGCGCACUCUGAAGGACGCCGACGAGGCUGAGUGGGACGCCGAGGUGGCCUACACUCGUGACCUCCACACGGGCGGCAUGAGCGGUCCUCUCCCAUUCACGCCGCUCGCCAACGAACCCGUCGGUGCCCGCAUAGCGUAAGAAGCCCCCCACACACACAGAUGCACACACGACACGAACCAUCCCCUCCUCAUCUCUCUCCCUCCCUCCCUCUCCGUCUGUCUGUCGGGUGUUAUUGCCAUCAGUCCUGGUGCCGUGUUGGAUGUGAGUGACUUCGCGGCGUACGACCGUGCCGUGAUGGACCAGUUGGAGUUGCAUCAGCUCGAGUACGGCGGCCCCCGCCUGCCCACUGACGAGGGGCAGCGUCGCCCCGCCGACACGGCCCCGCCAUACGUGCGCGAGACGCCUGCCAUGGAGCGUCAGCGUCUGGCGGCUCUGUGCAGCCUCCGUGAGCGUUUGGACGAGGACGGCUACGGGUGGGUCGGCGGCAUGAGCGGCAACUUGAAGGACACACCACUCACCGACGAGCCCGUCGGCGCACGACUCGCGUAAGAAAGCAUCCACUCGAUCAGACAUACACAGACACACACAAAGGGAGAGAGGGCAAACGCUGUCAAACGGACCAGCUCAUUUUGGCCUUUUCUGUUCUCCGUGUGUUCUGCAGCCGUGACUCGUUGGUUGACGUUGACGAUUUCGAUGCGUAUGACAACGCCGUUGCGGAGCAGCUGUCUCGUGGGCCGCCCUCGCGCACACUUCAGGACACCAGUGGUGAGGAGUGGGACGCCGAGGUGGCCUACAGCCGCGACCUCCACACGGGCGGCAUGAGCGGCGAUCUGCCAGAGACGCCGCUCGCCAACGAACCCGUCGGCGCUCGCAUAGCGUAAGAAGCCGCCCACCCCACACACCCCAAAGACACCAACAGACCACACCAACGUUUGUCUGCUGUUUCCAUCCGUCCAGUGCUGGAGUUGACGUUGAGUCGUAUGACCGUGCCGUGCUGGCUCAGCUGGCUGGCAGCGCCGGCCGCCUGCCGAGCGACGACCUGGUGCAUGACUGGGGGCGGGAGCGGGACUACGGGGGUGUCGAUGACGAUGAUGGGUACAUCGGAGGCAUGAGUGGACCGCUGCCCACGGCGCCACUCGCCGACGAACCCAUCGGGGCGCGACUCGCGUAAGCUAAAUGAAGAACUGACACAGAAAGGACAAGGCGACACAUAUGCUCAUCUCUGUUUGUUCGCCGUUUGUGUGUCAGUCCGAAUGCGUUUCUGGACGUUAGCGAUUUCGAUGCGUAUGACCGCGCGGUGAUGGAGUCGCUGUGCAGCGCCCCCGACCGGCUGCCCACCACCUCGACCAACACCAACGGAUGGGACGCUGAGGUGCCCUGGGCAUACGAGACGCCACUCCGGGUCGUCAGCCGGGACGAGGUCGCCGUGGGCCCGCCCCCGCCGACCUUUCAGGACGUCGACCAGAAGCUCAUGGCCACCGCACAGGACAACUAUGAGUACGUCACACGAACGGAUGGAUGGGUGGAUGCGUGACACAUUGGUGGUGGUGGUGGUGUUGUUGGCUGUCAGGUUGGUGCCGUUUGAGGGCAGCGAGGAGGACUUCGAUGCGUAUGAGGGUGCGGUGCUGGCCGAGGCAUCCAGGGGCGCGGCAGAGGCAGCCAACUUGGUUGACCUCACCUACUGACUGACUCACUCACUCUCAUACACACAACCGUUCACACACAUCCACACAUUUGCGUGCGUGUCUGAUGCAUAUUUGCAUGCCUUCUGCCGUGCCGUGAUGUGCUGUGCAUACGAGAGAG
Molecule: messenger RNA, 3453 nt
Organism: Vitrella brassicaformis
Lineage: Eukaryota; Vitrellaceae
Source: the annotation of a GenBank genome assembly